CUAAAGCAUAUGAUUUUCUAAUCUCUCAUCCUUCAAUCUCUUAGAUAUCCAUCCGAACCCCCAUUUAUUCUCUCUUUUGAUGGGGUUAUCUUCCCCCCUUUCGUGUCUUGCUUUUGAAUCCGAUGUGUCCACUGAAGGGAUUUCCAGUAAGAUCGACUUGGAGAAGUACAAGUUCAUAUCUGCCAUUAACGCAUUCAAGAAGCUCAGGAAUGACCCAAAUUGUCAGAUGUUGGAUAUUAGGGACAAGAGAGCUUUGGCAUAUUUGGAUUCACCCAAUUUGAAAAUCUUGAAUAAGAAGGUGUUGCAGGCUCAUUUCGUCGAAGGAAAGGAAGAUAUUUUUGUCAAGGAAGUUUUGGAGAACUUUCGGGAGCCAGAAAGCACCACAGUUUGCAUUAUAGAUCAUUUCGAUGGUAGGUAACUCACUCAAGGUGGCUGAAAUGUUGGUGAAAAAUGGUUUCAAAGAAGCCUAUGCAAUCCGUGGUGGGCUGAGAGGCAACAAAGGAUGGCAGGUUAUAUAUCUAUCUAUCCUAAAGUAAAUAUACAGAGUAUUU
Molecule: messenger RNA, 551 nt
Organism: Cuscuta campestris
Lineage: Eukaryota; Viridiplantae; Streptophyta; Magnoliopsida; Solanales; Convolvulaceae
Source: the annotation of a GenBank genome assembly